GAGCUCGAGGAGUCUGCGCUCACCGUGAAAACUGCCUGGUGAAAGACUACUACUAUGAUCAGACCUCUUUGAAAGAGCAAGCGUGCAAUAGCGGGGCAGCCGUUGGUUAGACCGGGGAUGGGAAAUGUUCGUCUCGUUGUCUGAACACUCUCCCCAGUUCCCUAAUGGGACUACCCCCUCCUUCAUCAUCAGCCUCCAUCCGUUCACUAACUUCUUUCAAGCCAUUUGUUAAGCUCCCCUCCCCUCUCCUCUCUCUCAGGGGCUCCCAUCCUACACUAAAGAUUGCUGGCUACUUUUGAGCGACAAUGGCGGUCUUUCAGAACAACUUCUGGGGGGAGAAGAAUGGCGGCUUUGACGUGCUCUACCACAACAUGAAGCAUGGCCAGCUGGCAACCAAAGAGCUCGCCGAGUUUGUCCGAGAGAGGGCUGCCGUUGAGGAGACCUACUCCAAAUCAAUGAGCAAACUGGCAAAGAUGGCGAGCAAUGGAAGUCAGCUGGGGACUUUUGCGCCCAUGUGGGAUGUUUUUAGGGUAUCUUCUGACAAACUGGCUCUCUGCCACCUAGAGCUGAUGAAGAAGAUGAACGACCUGAUCCGGGACAUUAACAAGUAUGGAGACGAGCAGGUCAAAACUCAUCGUAAGACAAAGGAGGAGAUGGUGGGGACAGUGGAAGCAGUGCAGGCGCUGCAGGUCCAGAGCGGUCACCUUCAGAAGUCAAAGGAAGGUUACCACACCAAGUGUUUGGAGCUGGAUCGACUCAGGAAGGAGGGAGCACCGCAGAAAGAGCUAGAGAAGGCGGAGCUGAAGUCUAAGAAAGCGGCAGAGUCCUUUGCGUUGUACAUCGAGAAGUACAACCGUGUGGGAGGAGAGUUUGAGCAGAAGAUGAGCGAGUCCGCCCAGAGGUUUCAGGAAAUCGAAGAGGCUCAUCUGAGGCAGAUGAAACAGUUGAUUAAAAGUUACUCUCACUCCAUCGAGGACACCCACGUCCAGGUGGGACAGGUCCACGAGGAGUUUAAGCAGAAUGUAGAAAACAUCGGCAUUGACAUCCUCAUUCAGAGGUUUGCUGAGCAGAAAGGAACGGGCAAAGAAAGGCCAGCUUCAGUUGGGUUUGAGGAGUACAUGGCAACUUUGACCCCUGAAGGUGGAAAAAAAACUCGAGCAAAAGCCUUCAGGAUCCCUGGUCUCGGCAAGAGGGACAAAGAACCGGACUCCACAGAUUCAGCUGUUCCAGAGGCACUGAAUUCACCGCUGGAGGUGGACGAUGAGGGAUUUGUCAUCCGAGCUGACAACACUCAGAAUGGCUGCUCUGAGAAGGAAGAUAACUUCUACUCCAGUGAUUCUGACUUUGAUGAUGAGGAACCAAAGAAGUUCCACAUCCAGAUCCGACCUGUAGCCAGCAGCAGUCGUAGCAACUCCGUCGCCGUUGAGAAGGAGCUAAAGGCCACCGUGGGGACGUUAACGCUGCCUCCCAACAGAGGAACAAGGCAGCAGAUGUCAGUGAAGCGACAUCUCUCCAGAAACUCCAGCGCUGCAGGAGGCCGAUCAGAAGAAGGCGAGGCUGCCGCUCAUAGGGAUGAGGAGCAGGAAGGCCUACGCAGAUCUACCUGCAGCCCUGAUCGUGGCAGGUCGGGCUUGACAGCGUCCGGAUCAGACAGCCUGUUUGGCCCUCCGCUGGAGUUGGCCUUCAAGUCCAAAAGCGUCGACGGCCGAGAUCAGCUCAGAGAGCAGAGCGCUUAUGGUGCCUCUGAAUAUACUGCCUUCUCAUCUGAUUCCUCAUCACCAGAGAACGUUGAAGACUCCGGUUUGGACUCACCUUCCCAUCAGCCUCUUGGACCGUCUCCUGAGCUGGCGGGCUGGGCCGCUUGGCCACCUGUGUCACAGAGUAAAGAACAGACACAAACCCUGAGCCGACCCAUGGACCCUUUCCUCUCUGCUUUCCACGAGCCAUCUUCUGGCCACAGCUCUAACUCGCAGGAUGACUCUGCUAACGUCUGGUCUGUCGCCUCGACACGCCCAUCACGGGCCCCCCCAGAUAUGGACUCCAUGCCUGUGCGCUUCCCAGCUUUCUCCCAGUCCCUCGCUCCACCUGAAGUGGAGUCGUCCGUGUGGAACUGCAAACAUAUUCCCACAGAGGACCCAUUUUUCGCCAGCUUUGAGAGGACAGUUGGCCAGGAGACAUUUAACCUGUCUGACGCCUGGAUGCGCCCGCCGCCUCGCCAUUCGCAGGUCAGAGGAAAGGAAGGUCGUGGAGAUCCCUUUUCUGUCUCUCGCGCUGAAACUAAGACUCUUCUUCCCCCUUCUUCCUCCUCGUCUUCAUCAUCCUCCUCCAAUCGUAAAGAGCGAGAUAGGAAACGAGACCGCAGCCUUCCACCGCCCGUUACAUCCGACGACCCGUUUGCCAUCACAAUGAUCGGAAGUCCGACUCACCAGUCGUCUCUGGCUGCAGCAGCCGGGAUGGUUCCUUCGCACAGCAGCAGCAGCAGCAGCAGUAGACCAGGAGUCGAAGCAGUUUCAAGCUCUUCACUGUCAGCUCAGCCAAAGAAGGAGCUGACCCACUGGAAGUCUGUCCACAACCCAUUUAGCGAUGGCAGUAGCUCCAAGUCACAGGAAGGAGGCGUAAAGGUGGAAGCAGGUGGAGGAGAGCGGAGGAAACACAGAUCAUCAGAGAGCGAGCCACGCAGGAACGCUCCUCCCCUCACCAGGCAUUCUGGACCUCAGGAGGAUCUGUGCUUCUCCACAGACAAAGACGAGGACUGUCUGGAUCUCAACACCCAGAUGACGACCUGCAACAUCGGCUCCCAUAAGGGGUCCAAACACAACUACAGGUCGGACACAACCGAAGUGGUUUCAGCUGCUCCUCCAAGAGUGACCCGGGCCAAAAGGUCUUCAGCCCGACUCAGCGGCAGUGAGAGAUCCCGGUCCCUUUGUUCCUCCCCUCUGCCGGAGCCCAGCCAUUCCCUCACCUCCUCUUCCUCCUCCAGUCCGAGUGACUGGGGUACUCAGGCCAGGGACGGUGAGUGGUGGGUCCAGAACCGAGGACCCAGUCCUGCCAGAGUGGGGCAGGCCUCCCCGCUGCCUUACCAGCACCAAGACCACCAACAGAGGCCGUUGCACCUGUCCAGAGGUCCAAGCCCCAUUUCGCUCAGCACACAGGAUGCCUGGCCAGUAGCGGCGGCCAUAACAGAAUAUAUCAAUGCAUACUUCAAAGGUGGACAGCACAACCGAUGUCUUGUGAAGAUCACGGGCGACCUAAUGAUGUCCUUCCCAGCUGGGAUCACACGGAUCUUCACAGCCAACCCCAACGUUCCUGUGCUCAGCUUCCGGCUGGUCAACAUCUCAAGGAUCGAUCACUUCCUGCCCAAUCAGAAGCUGCUCUACAGUGAUCCGUCCCAGAGUGACCCCGACACCAGGGACUUCUGGUUCAACAUGCAGGCUCUGCAGCUCUACCUGCAGAGAGAGGCCGAGCUCAACCCCCAGGCUUCGUACUACAACAUCGGAGUGCUUAAGUAUCAGGUGUCUUCUCAGGAUCCGGGCCGGGCUCCUCUCCUGUUAUCGGCAGAGUGUCAGCGCAGCGGCACGGUGACCCGAGUAUCCCUCGAUUAUCACUGCUGCCCCGCCACAGCGCCCUCCACCCAACUCACCGCAGUCCAGGUCCUGCUUCCUCUGGACCACACCGCGGCAGACGUGCAGUGCCAGCCGCCCGCCUCCUGGAACGCUGAGGACCGUCGGCUGCUGUGGAAGAUUCCCAACCUUUCCCCGACCAACCACAGCAAAGGCUCAGGAACUCUGUGUGCCAGCUGGCAGUGCCUGGAAGCCCCCCGAGGCCCCCCACCCAGCCUGGCUGUUCAGUUCGUGGGCUCCGGCACCUCGCUGUCGGGCAUGGACGUGGAGCUGGUGGGCACCCGAUACCGCAUGUCGCUGGUCAAGAAGAGAUUCGCCACAGGGAAGUACAUGGCAGGCUGCUCCUUGUAAACCCCGAUAAGGAACCGUCAGAUUCCUGAGAGGCUCCUCACUGCUGGUUCAGAGAACUUUGCACUUUUUAAAAGCGAACUCUGACAGGGCUCCUGAACUCAAAGCUCAGUCGCGGAGGACAUCGUGCACUUACUUCUGACAUGUCCUGCUGUUUUAGGACCAACAUUUUCCUUCUUCUGCGUUCGUUUUCUCUACCUUAGGUUGCUUGUUCAGUUGUUCUGGCUUUUCCUGGAGAGAAACAGUUUUGACUGAAGCUUCUUGGUUCAGACUGUUGUGCCUUUUGGUUUGAGGGACUGGAAAAUAAGCUGAAUUUCUUUAUGUGAAUUAUAGAAAACAUUAAAGCCUUGAGCUGAGCUGCCAUGGAAAUGAGGGUAUUUAAAUAAUGUAAAUACUGUAUCUUUGUACCAUCCUGAAGGAUCAAGGAGACGUUUGGGUGAUCUUCUAUCAAACUGUAGAAAAAGCUGUUUAUAAAGCUGACAUUUGUUUUAAGUAGAGGUUUUGUGAUGUUCAGAAUUGAUUAAAAAUAAUAAAUGUGUUCAAACCGUU
Messenger RNA from Girardinichthys multiradiatus, 4517 nucleotides. It is a transcript of the gene fcho1, whose product is annotated as FCH and mu domain containing endocytic adaptor 1. Gene Ontology annotation, cellular component: clathrin-coated vesicle; plasma membrane; clathrin-coated pit. The record is from RefSeq and is a predicted model, not a curated record. Lineage: Eukaryota; Metazoa; Chordata; Actinopteri; Cyprinodontiformes; Goodeidae. Gene Ontology annotation, biological process: clathrin-dependent endocytosis; clathrin coat assembly. Bases 306 to 3971 code for a protein of 1221 amino acids. The transcript is spliced from 28 exons.